UGCUAGCGUGAGUUCUCCAGAGCCUAACGUGUCACUUAAGUUCAUGGAAGCAUGUACAGGAGGGCUGACAGUAGGAUCUGAAACCGGGACCGUUUGUGUUGUGAGUCGGAGUUACAGCCCGACCCCUGGAAGCUGCUGGUUGGUUCUCUGGUCAGGGCAUCACUAUGGCAUCGUGGAUAUUUCAUAUGUAUGUGAUGGUGCUGUCUACCUUCAUCAGCUGCAGCCAAAGCAAGAGGGACAAAGUCCUCUACUGUUCUGCUUGUAAGGCGAUUGUGGAUGAGCUGAACUACUCAAUCAGUCAGGUGGACCCAAAGAUGACCAUUAAUGUAGGGAGCUUUAGACUCAACCCUGAUGGGACCAUGACAGACAAAAAGGUCCCGUUCGUUCGCUCAGAAACGCACCUCAGUGAGCUCCUGGACGGGGUGUGUGACAGCAUGAGUGACUAUGCCCUCUACAUUGACCCGAACACCCACCACAAGCAGUACAGGAGAUUCGCUCCAAGAGUCAGUGGAUCCUCAGAAGACUUCCCAGACUUUGAAAACUUCAAGUUUGAUGGUCCGGAGGCAUCCAAUAACCUGAGAUUUGCUUGUGAGACGCUGGUGGAGGAACUGGAGGACGACAUCAUCUCUUUGCUCGGCCGGGAUGAGGGAGAUGUGCAGAAGAAGUUAUGCAGCCGAGUCUCAGAUUACUGUGAAGACGACAGUCAGCCAAAUGACGAGCUGUAGUAAUUGAAAUCACUUCUGCCUUGGUCUUGGAGUGAGCAACUUUUUCAAAGAUCAUUUUGAAACUCAAAAUUAUUGUAACAGUUAACUUUUGUAAACAAAUAAAAAAUUAAGAGAGAACACACUA
This is a messenger RNA of Xiphophorus couchianus (Monterrey platyfish), 849 nucleotides long. RefSeq names its product canopy FGF signaling regulator 1 (gene cnpy1). Bases 165 to 725 code for a protein of 186 amino acids. Gene Ontology annotation, cellular component: endoplasmic reticulum. Lineage: Eukaryota; Metazoa; Chordata; Actinopteri; Cyprinodontiformes; Poeciliidae. The record is from RefSeq and is a predicted model, not a curated record. The transcript has 6 exons.